Fusarium sp. VM40 is the source of this 792-nucleotide messenger RNA. The record is from the annotation of a GenBank genome assembly. Lineage: Eukaryota; Fungi; Ascomycota; Sordariomycetes; Hypocreales; Nectriaceae.
AUGUCGUCGAAGUAUCCUACUGAUAGCUCCGGCGCACUUGGUCUCUAUAGCUACUCUACACUCUCAUCCAGCACCUACUCAUCCGGCCACUCCCGAGAACCAUCUUACUCAAACCGGUCCCCUAUUCCCAUUUCUCCUUAUCAUACUCGCGAGUCUUCUGGUGCUACAAGGCCACCUUCGAUCCACGAGGAAGCCAUACGCCAUCGUUUCAAAAAGCAUCGUGAUCUUCGAAGUUCAGAUGAGGCUACUUUGAGUUCAUGUGAUCAACAGAGGCAGCAUCAUCACAAGAAUCAUGGACGCCGUGGCCAACGUGCUUACCAUAGCCAAAAUUCGUAUAAACGUAGCGAAAAACGCAGUUCAAGAUAUCGCAGACGCUCCAAACACCCCGAGCUUCCACUAGAAGCAGACCUCGUACCUCAGCCACCAGCGAACAAGCUUGUUGCCGUCAAGUCAGCGAAGGAGAACAAGAACACUGGCAAUGUGACCUGGCGACGAUUCAGCCAAGGUCUCAAGAUUGGCAAGCCCAAAAAAGUCGAACCGAACGAAGAGACGCCAACCGUUAUGAUGGCAACUCAGCCGAGAAGAAAGAGCAAGUGGAAGUUCUGGGCCAAACAGGAACUCCCCGGCAACUAUGAUUCGACAAUUGCGAGCCCCAAAACGCUCAAAACCAGGGAUGAGCUCGAGACGAAGGACGACUCCGGGUCUAGACCCAGUGUGUUGGAUUGGAUUGACGAAGAGCCUCUUCUUCAUCAAUCGCCCACUGAAUUGAAGCGACUGUUCGAAGAGGACUGA